Aureobasidium musti is the source of this 1827-nucleotide messenger RNA. The record is from the annotation of a GenBank genome assembly. Lineage: Eukaryota; Fungi; Ascomycota; Dothideomycetes; Dothideales; Saccotheciaceae.
CCGCAACACAUGGACAUGUCAGACAUGCAAGACAUUGACUUUGCAAACUUCCUCGACAUUGGUGACAUAGGCGACAUUGGUAACAUCGAUGUGAGCGACUUCCCCUCUCUCGACGGGCCCGAUGGCCGAGUCCUGGGUUCAAAUGGCCCUUUACACGACUUUGGCACUGAGAGCUUCGAACUACCGACCGCAUUGGACGUGCAAAACUUUGCCCAGAAUCAACAAUGGGCACAACAGCAAAUGCCGCAGAACAUGUAUCGUGCGCCAAACGUAGUUCCACCAACGCCAAACAGUUACGAGCUUCAAGGCAAUGCGCGUCAUUAUAUGGCCCAGCACAUGGACCCGGCAGCCGGUCCUUUCUUCGAACAACACCGACGCUUGACAAAGGAAGACAACAUGGCCUUCACCCCUCUAGUCUCCCNNCCAGCCGUAACCCCGAGAGACUCGACUUUCCAGCCCAUCCCCGAGUACACCAUCCCUGGCGCUUACUUCAGCCCACUCACAUCUCCAGCUCUGCAUGCCCAACAGCAGCAGAACCGCGGCUAUGCUCACAGCCAAUACACCAACCCGACGACGGCUGACAACUCGGCUGCCGCUUCACCGCUCGACCUCAACAUGGACGUGGACUCGUUGAAAGAGUUGGCAGACAGUGCUCCCCGUAGAAGCAGAAGAAAGCCUCAAGCACCGCAUUCGGCAGGUCCUGCUGCCCGAGUGCGACAAUCGCCAAUUGUCAAAGGCCAGAGACGUCGCUCGGCUCACCUGUCCACCAUCAUUCCACCCCGCGAGGUCAACAAUAUCUUGAUGGAAGCCCAGAACCAAAGUCAAGCCCAAGGCUCGCGGACUCCGUCUGUCGAGUAUGCUCCACCAUAUCAAGAGGAAUCGAGUACAGAGUCGAUAUCGCCUGAGGCCUUGCCUGAUUCAGUCAUGNGGCCCCCGCCUCUGCCUUCUUCAACCUACCACUCUCCUGCAUUACAACCCCAAAACCACUCUGCUCCUGCUUCAACUGCCAUCCACUCCCACUCCCACGCCGCGCCUUGCCCUGCUACCCCUGCUUCUCUGAUGUCCAUCCGUAAGAGCCAGCAGCAGAAUGCUAUUAAUCGUUCUGCCGGACCUCACCCGGGUUCAGGCCAUUUCCAGGUUCAAUCACAGGAUCAAAUGAACAUGCUCGAGGACCUGGCCCUGCCCCCGUCCGUGGCCGAAACUUCCCGCCCAGCUUUGACCAAAAUCGACACAACAUUGUCCGGUGAGAGUACUCCUCGUUUGGCCCCAGCUAUAAAGGGCAAGCCGAGACUGGCGCCAUCGAACUCCACUACAGCGAGCCCCAUCAUUGGCGCUUCACAAUCGCCUGCCAUGGGGCCAAUGGGCAAGAAACUCGAUCAAAAACGAUCGCAGCCUGCGAAAAAGCGUGGCAGUGUCGGUACUGCAUCCGUUCUUGUCAGCCCAGCCAUCCGACCAAAAAUCAGUCCCAGUAUCAAGCCUUUGCUUCCCGAGGGUGGCAGAGCAGAAGAAAUCGCCGACGAAGAGGAGGAAGCCAAUGCCAAGGAAGGCAAAGGCAACAACACUGCCGAGGGCAGAAGUGCAAACUCCAAAGCUGCCACCGUGGAGAGUGCUAUCGAUUACAUCAAGCUACUGCAACAAGAGAAGAACCUUGCUUUCGAGAUGCUCAAGAAGAAAGACGAGGAGAUGGCCACCUUGAGAAAACAAUUGCAAGCUGCCGACAUUACUACAAAUGGCAGUGACUCGGCCAAUGACUCAGCUGUUGCUAGCAGUGGCGAGGAAAACGGCACUGAGCCCGAGAAGAUGGAAGGUGUCAGCACUACGCCAUGA